Agrilus planipennis (emerald ash borer) is the source of this 2089-nucleotide messenger RNA. RefSeq names its product sodium/potassium-transporting ATPase subunit beta-1. Lineage: Eukaryota; Metazoa; Arthropoda; Insecta; Coleoptera; Buprestidae. Bases 265 to 1239 code for a protein of 324 amino acids. Gene Ontology annotation, biological process: sodium ion export across plasma membrane; intracellular sodium ion homeostasis; potassium ion import across plasma membrane. The transcript is spliced from 6 exons. Gene Ontology annotation, cellular component: sodium:potassium-exchanging ATPase complex. The record is from RefSeq and is a predicted model, not a curated record. Gene Ontology annotation, molecular function: ATPase activator activity.
CUAAAAAAAGUUUAAAUUUGUUUUAAAUAAAAGUUGAAUUUACUAAUAUAGAAACCGGAAAGGAUUUUCAGAGCUUUAAAUUACAUACAUAUAUUGUGAAAAAGCUGCAGCCAUGUUCACAUUUGUGUUGUGUUGAGAAAGGAAGUAGCAAUCCAAUAGUUCUCGACUUGUCGCCGGGUAACGAGCUGUAGUUCGCGGCAGCGAAGGCAGUUAUCAGGUGAACUUCGUGCCGGUAUCAGUAAAUCUAUUGUAGUUCAGUGAAAAAUGUCGAUUGCCGGCAGAGAGAAAACUGAAAAUGGCACGUUUGAUUUCCCCUACAUGAAACCACCGACAAAAACCACAUGGGAAACAAUAAAAACCGCCCUGUGGAAUCCUGACACUAAAGAAGUUUUCGGAAGAACCGGCAAAAACUGGGCUCAGCUAUUAUUAUUCUACACGAUAUUCUACGCGAUAUUGGCUGCCUUCUUCGCGAUUUGUAUGAAAGGUUUGCUGGCGACAUUAAACGACAAAUCGCCUAGAUGGACAUUGGACAGUAGUAUAAUUGGCACAAACCCUGGAAUAGGGUUCAGACCAAUAUCAAAUCAAACGGAAGAAGGUUCUCUUAUAUGGUUUGACUCUAAGAAUAAUACAAGUAUUCAGAAAUGGGUGAAACUUUUAGACCAAUUUUUCGAUGCAUACAAGAAGAAAGUGGAAGUUAAUAAACAAAAUCAAGUAAACUGUGAUUUCGACAGACCCCCACAAAACGGUCAAGUAUGUACUGUUGAUUUGGACUCCUUCGGUCCUUGCAGUCCCACCAACGAAUAUGGAUAUAAUUCGUCGUCACCCUGUGUCUUUCUCAAACUAAAUAAGAUUUAUGGUUGGCAACCAGAAUAUUACAGCGAUCCGGACAAUUUACCAGACGAUAUGCCAAGUGACCUUGUGGAGUAUAUUAAGAAUAAUGCCAAUUCGAAAGAAAAAUUAAAACAAGUGUGGAUAAGUUGCUAUGGUGAAUUUCCUGCCGACAAAGAGAAUAUUUUUACCUUUGAAUACUACCCAACUCGCGGGUUUCCGAGCUAUUUUUAUCCGUAUACAAACGAACCAGGUUACCUCAGCCCUCUGAUUGCAGUUAAAUUGAACAAUCCAAAACCAAAUGUACUUAUCAACAUCGAAUGCAGAGCUUGGGCGAAAAACAUCAACUAUCGCAGUAGUAAUCUUCAAAGGGAGGGCUCUAUUCAUUUCGAAUUAAUGAGGGAUGUCUAAAGUGCGUUUUUUUUUUAUAAUAAGAAAGUUGUUGUUUUAUUGUUUUCUAUUGUGAUUGGUAUUAGUACUUAUUUUGUUUAUUUAGUUUCCAACUCUUAUUUAUCCUGUACGUUAUGUCCCUUUUUUCAAUCAGCUGACAAACUUUUAAAAUUAUCUGUACGUAUUUGUAUUUAAAAUGAAACGCAUUGGAAAGUAUUAAGUAUGUACUGAGAAAAGGUAAGGUAAAUUUUAUAAACAAAAAGUCUUCCUAAAUGACUUAUUACGGAGUGGAUAAAUACAGUACAACGAAAGAAAAAAUGACGUUUCAAACAUAAAUCAGGACGAACAAUAUAAAAUGCCAAAAUAGCAAUAAAAUGAAUUUAACAAACAAAUAGAAAAACAAUAGUAAAUAUGCAAAUCAUUAGUUACAAAGUACUGUUAACGUAAAAGAAUUGACAUCAUUUUUAAUUCCGCACCAGAAAAUUAUUUAAUUUAUAAUGGGAAUUUUUUUUCAUUACACAAUAUCUCCUGCUAUUUAUAAAAAGCAAUCUACCGACAUUACAUAGUUGAUAAACGCUGUUUUUGUUUAUUACAUCUAAGACUGGACAAUUCUAAAAAAAAGUACACUGCCAGUAUACCAUAUUACAUACAACUGAAAGAUCUGAUGUCCAUUAUUUAUUAUUAUGUUAGUGACAAUGUUUACAACAUCACCGAUAAAUAAAACUAGGUACAUAUACACUUAUAAAUACAAUUAAUUAAGCGUUUAAAAAGGCAAAGAUGAUAAGAUGCGAUGUGUGAACAGAGACAUUACCUUACGAGAAAUAAAAAAAAAGAACAGGUCUUACAAUAGUCGUCAAUGAUGUACAACAAU